AUCUUUCCCUCAUGUCGUUUUAUUUCUCUUACUGUCUUCUUAGAACAUAAUAUAGAUAAGCUCUUCUUCACCUUUUGCUUCCAUAACAGUAUACCUAAUGAUUAGGUCAAUUUCGAUUUAAAUCAAUUCGAAUUUUAAAAUUUUCUGAGUUAUUUCAAUUCCGCAUAGAGUUUAUAUAAAUAUGUUAAGUAAUAGUAACAUACAAACAGCAGCUUUGUAAUAUAGCCAUGGAUGUGGCUUUGAAGCUCUACAUUGGUUUCUUUCUCUUAUACAUGUUGUCUUUGGAACAAAGCUUGGCUAAUAAUUCAUCUUCAUUUCCUUCCAAUUUUUUCUUUGGAACAAGCUCUUCUGCUUAUCAGUAUGAAGGUGCUUAUUUGGCUGAUGGUAAAGGUUUAAACAAUUGGGAUGUCUAUUCCCACAAACCAGGAAAUUUGAUUGUUGAUGGAAGCAAUGCAGACAUAGCAGUGGACCACUAUCAUAGGUAUUUGGAAGACAUUGAUCUCAUGCAUUCCCUUGGUGUCAAUAGCUAUAGGUUCUCCAUUUCUUGGGCCAGAAUUUUACCAAAAGGGAGAUUUGGUGAAAUCAAUGAAGCUGGUAUCAAGUUCUACAAUAACUUAAUUGAUGGUCUCCUACUUAAAGGGACUGAACCAUUUAUAACAUUGACCCACAUCGAUUUUCCUCAAGAACUCGAAGACCGAUAUGGAAGUUGGCUAAGUCCGGAGUCGCAGGAGGAUUUUGCAUAUUAUGCAGAUAUCUGUUUUAAGUCCUUUGGAGACAGGGUAAAGUAUUGGGUCACGUUCAAUGAGCCCAGUUUCCAAGUCAAGUUGGGGUACCAAGCCGGUACGUUUCCACCGUCGCGUUGCUCCAAGCCGUUCGGUAAUUGUACCUACGGUGAUUCGGAGAAGGAGCCUUUUAUAGCAGCCCAUAAUAUCAUCCUAGCACAUAUAGCAGCUGUUCAUAUUUAUAGAACCAAAUACCAGGCGACGCAAGGCGGUAGCAUUGGUAUUGUCUUGCAUUGCUUUUGGUACGAACCAAUCAGCAACUCGGUAGCUGAUAAGCUUGCAGCCGAAAGAGCACAAUCUUUCUCUAUCAACUGGUUCCUAGACCCGAUCAUAUUCGGAAGAUAUCCUCAAGAAAUGCAAGACAUAUUAGGAUCUAUUUUACCCGAAUUUUCAAAAACCGAGAAGCAGAAGUUGAACAAAGGGCUUGAUUUCAUCGGAAUCAAUCACUACACAAGUUUCUACGUCCGGGAUUGUAUGCUCACCACAUGCGAACCGGGAAAAGGUACCUCGAAGACGGAAGGAUAUUGGGCUCAAAGCUCACAGAAAAAUGGCAUCGACAUAGGAGAACCUACCGAGUUAGCCGGGAUGAAUGUUUAUCCCCAAGGAAUGGAGAAGAUUGUAACUUAUCUUAAAGACCGAUACCAUAACGUACCGAUGAUCAUUACCGAAAACGGAUAUGGUGAUAUGAAUAAACCAAAUUCCACCACUGAAUCACUUUUACACGAUGUCGAACGAAUCAAGUACUUGGCCGGAUAUUUGGACGCACUAUCAACAGCAAUCAAGAAAGGAGCAGAUGUAAGGGGUUACUUUGUUUGGUCUCUGCUAGACAACUUUGAAUGGAAUGAUGGAUAUACGAUUCGAUUCGGACUUCACCAUGUCGAUUACAAGACGCUUCGGAGAACUCCGAAAUCUUCAGCAACUUGGUACAGAAACUUCAUCUCGCAGCAUAUAGUAAAAGACUAAAAAACAUUACAUGUUCUGUAAUAAUGUCGUGGAUUAGACAAGAUUAUGUUAUAGGUUUAAUUGUAAUAAAUAAAACCAGGGACUAAAAUAUUGGUCCUGUCUGGUUAUGAUAUAUUGUUCAAUUCUGGUAUAUCAGAAGAAUAUAUUUCAAUCCUAUUGCUUUCUUGCUGUAUAUCCUAGCAGAUUCCUGAUUGAACUGUCAAAGAUAAAAUCAGGUUAUUUAA
Gossypium arboreum is the source of this 1969-nucleotide messenger RNA. RefSeq names its product beta-glucosidase 46-like. Lineage: Eukaryota; Viridiplantae; Streptophyta; Magnoliopsida; Malvales; Malvaceae. Gene Ontology annotation, biological process: carbohydrate metabolic process. The record is from RefSeq and is a predicted model, not a curated record. Gene Ontology annotation, molecular function: beta-glucosidase activity. Bases 228 to 1745 code for a protein of 505 amino acids. The transcript is spliced from 12 exons.